Molecule: messenger RNA, 3279 nt
Organism: Capronia coronata CBS 617.96
Lineage: Eukaryota; Fungi; Ascomycota; Eurotiomycetes; Chaetothyriales; Herpotrichiellaceae
Product: insulysin
Exons: 2
Coding region: 1-3279 (1092 amino acids)
Biological process (GO): peptide catabolic process
Cellular component (GO): cytosol; mitochondrion
Molecular function (GO): metalloendopeptidase activity; metal ion binding
Source: RefSeq, a predicted model, not a curated record
AUGAACUCAGUCAAGCGGAUAACGGACGACUUGGAGAAGCCAGAUCUCGACGACAGAUCGUACCGGGUCAUCGAACUCCCCAACAAGCUGGAAGCCUUACUUGUCCACGAUGCAGAAACAGACAAAGCUAGUGCCAGUCUCAAUGUCAAUGUCGGCAACUUUUCGGACGAGGAGGAUAUGCCCGGGAUGGCACACGCCGUAGAACAUCUGCUGUUCAUGGGAACUGAAAAGUAUCCUGUAGAAAACGAGUAUUCGUCUUAUCUUUCCUCAAACUCGGGUCACUCCAAUGCAUAUACGGCAGCUACUCAGACGAAUUACUUCUUCGAGUGCGCCGCUUCGCAUGAAGCGAACGACAACUCCUCCAAUGGCGCUGCAAACGGGAUAUCAAACGGCACCGCAAAAGGUCCAUUGUAUGGCGCUCUUGAUCGGUUUGCACAAUUCUUUGUGAAGCCGCUGUUUCUGGAGAGCACCUUGGAUCGUGAGUUGAGGGCGGUGGAUUCGGAGAACAAGAAGAAUCUACAAAGUGACGCAUGGAGGUUGUCUCAGCUGGCCAAAUCUUUGUCGAACCCUCAUCACCCGUACCAUCAUUUCUCGACUGGCAACCUGCAAACCUUGAGAGAUGACCCGGAGAAGAGAGGCGUCAAAAUUCGGGAUGAGUUUAUUCGUUUCUAUGAACGAAAUUAUUCUGCAAAUCGGAUGAAAUUGGUCGUCUUGGGCAGGGAAUCCUUGGACGAGCUGGAGAACUGGGUCGUCGAGCUGUUUUCCGAGGUCAAGAACAAGGAUCUACCACAAAAUCGUUGGGAUGGGGUUGAGAUGUUGACCAAAGAUCAGUUGUCAACCGAAAUUUUCGCAAAGCCGGUCAUGGAGUCGCGGUCCUUGGAGAUCAGUUUCCCGUGGCAAGACGAAGAGGACAUGUACGAGACACAACCGGCCAGAUACAUUAGCCACCUCAUUGGUCACGAGGGUCCCGGAAGUAUCCUUGCAUAUUUGAAAGAGAGAGGACUAGGCCAGACUCUUUCUGCCGGUUAUCACCCCGUCUGCCCCGGGUCAGCAUUCUUUGAGAUCGAGAUUGGACUGACACCUGACGGCCUGAAGAACUAUCAUGAGAUCGUCAAGAUUGUGUUCCAAUAUAUUGGCAUGAUGAAGGCGAAUCCACCCGUGGCAUGGCUGCAUGAAGAGAUGAAGAACAUGGCCGAGGUUGACUUCAGAUUCCGCCAAAAAUCCCCGGCCAGCCGCUUCACGAGUGGCACAAGCAGCGUCAUGCAGAAGAAACUGCCCCGCAACUGGCUCCUCAGUGGGACAAGCAAGUUCCGGAAGUUUGACGCCGACGCCAUUACACAAGCCAUGCAGUAUCUCCGCGAGGACAAUUUCCGGUUGAUGUUGGUGUCUCAAGAGUAUCCUGGUGACUGGGACCAGCGGGAGAAAUGGUAUGGGACCGAGUACAAAGUGGAAAGGAUACCUACGGACGUUCUGUCCCAGGUACGCAAAGCCCUUUCCUCACCAGGGACCGACCCGAUCAAAGAGCUACAUCUCCCGCAUAAGAACGAAUUCAUUCCCACCAAGCUCGAUGUGGAGAGGACAGAUGUCAAAGAGCCUGCGAAGACCCCGAAAUUGCUCCGCAACGAUGACAUGGUUCGCCUGUGGUGGAAGAAGGAUGAUACUUUCUGGGUUCCGAAGGCUAACCUCAAUAUCAAACUCCGAAACCCAGUCACCUACGCAACCCCGGCGAAUUAUGUCAAGACUGUCUUGUUUGUCAGUUUGGUCAAGGAUGCUCUAUCGACCUAUUCCUACGAUGCAGAAAUUUCCGGGCUUGCAUACGCUGUGGGUGCCAAUACGAUGGGCGUGGAUCUAAGCGUUCAUGGAUACAACGACAAGAUGGCAGUACUUCUAGAGAAAAUCUUGGUAACGUUGAAGAGCCUUGAGAUCCGAGCUGAUCGUUUCGAAAUCAUCAAGGAGCGUAUGGCCAGGAAGUAUAAGAACUGGGCCUUCCAACAACCGUACUACCAGAUUGGAGAUUACACUCGAUGGAUCCUGAAUGAACGCGGUUGGAUGAACGACGUGUUUGCGGCGGAGCUCCCCCAUAUUACUGUGGAUGAUAUCAGAACAUUUGCACCACAGAUCCUGCAACAGGCGCACGUUGAGGUGCUCGCUCAUGGCAAUUUGUAUAGAGAGGACGCCAAGAAGAUUGCAAACCUGGUCGAGUCGACAUUGCAGCCACGGCCUCUGCCUCCAUCACAAUGGGAUGUUCGAAGAAACGUGAUCAUUCCGCCAGGAAGCAAUUUCGUGUACAAGCAAUUAUUGGGCGACCCGGCCAACAUCAACAACGCGAUCGAGUACUUCUUGGAUGUCGGCCAUGUCAUGGAUAUUCCCUUACGGGCGAAGCUGCAAUUAUUCGCUCAGAUGACCGAUGAGCCUUCAUUUGAUCAACUUCGUACCAAGGAACAACUCGGCUACGUGGUUUGGAGUGGCGUGAGACCUGCAUCUGUCACAAUGGGAUACAGGGUCCUCAUCCAAAGCGAAAGAGAUCCGGACUACCUCGAAACCCGCAUCGACGCGUUCUUACUGAAGUUCAAGAAGGAUUUCGAGUCCAUGACCGACGACGAAUUUGAGGGUCACAAACGCAGUUUGAUCAACAAGCGAUUGGAGAAGUUGAAGAACCUUGACUUUGAGACGGGUCGCCUGUGGGCUUAUAUUUGUGGGGAGUAUUUCAACUUCUAUCAAGUCGACCGAGAUGUUGCUGCGAUCCGACAACUCACAAAGGAUGACAUGCGGGAAUUCUAUACACAGUAUAUCGAUCCCGAAUCGCCCACUCGCGCCAAAGUCUCGGUGCACCUCGAAGCACAAGCCAAACCUGCUCCAGCAGAGGCCAUUUCCCCAGCCCAACAGAGAGAACAGCUCGUCGGUCUUACUGUGCAGAUUUUGAAGUCUCUCGGCGUUGACGCGGACGAGGACCAGCUGAAGCCAUCGUUUGAGAAGGUCGACUUGGCGGACGACAGCAGUAUUGUGGGAGCGAUUCAAGAGUACAUCAGCACCACGACCGCUGCUUCAAAGUCGGAAGAAAUUGCUACACAAAUGAAGGAGGCAGUGCCACGGAUGCAAGUUGCACUGAAGAUCAAGCCGGUCGAGUCUCCUGGUGACACGGAUGAUGUGGCUGCGAAUAUCAAGACUCCUGAGGUUAUCCAAGACCCCUACCUGUGGAAGGCCGGGUUGCAGGUCAGUCAAGGACCGCUUGCGAUCGAAGAUCUACGGACUUUCGAAGAUCUCGAACCGAAGCUGUGA